AUGAAAUCCAAGUCGGAGGUGAGGCAGGCGGCUCGGGUGCGCAGCCCUCCGAAGGCCGCCCGCCGCUGUCCUCCACCUGCGGCCGAGAAGCCUCAGCAGCGGCCGCAGCUGUGCGUCAACUGCGGCGUGGGCAUCCACGACCGAUACCUGCUCAAGGUGAAUGAGCUUCACUGGCAUUUGGGCUGCUUGGAGUGCUCCGUGUGCAGGACUUCACUGCACCAGCAAAGCAGCUGCUACGUGAAGAACAAACAAGUCUACUGCAAGUUGGACUACUUCAGCAGGUUUGGCACCCAGUGCACCCAGUGCGGUCGUCAGGUGUAUGCCAGCGAUUGGGUACGGCGGGCGCGAGGCAGCGUUUACCACCUGGCCUGCUUUGCCUGCUUCGCCUGCAAACGCCAGCUGUCCACGGGCGAGGAGUUUGGCCUGGUGGAGGGCAGGGUGCUCUGUCGCGCCCACUACGACGCUGUGCUACUCAACCUACAUAGGGCCGCGCAAAACGGAAUUGGUCUGACCCUGGAAGGGGCUCUGCCCUCUGACCAGGACAGCCAGCCUAAGCCUGCCAAGAGGGCGCGAACAUCAUUCACGGUGGAGCAGCUACAGGUGAUGCAGAGCCAGUUUGCCCAGGACAACAACCCUGAUGCCGUGACGCUGCAGAAACUGGCAGAAAUAACGGGAUUGAGUCGGCGCAUUAUACAGGUUUGGUUCCAGAAUUGUCGUGCUCGCUACAAAAAGCAACCUCCUCUUCCCGCUACCAGUGGAUUCCCCCAUCAGAGCUUCUCACUGGCCAGGAUGCCCUCCUCCUCUUCCAGCUCUCUGCAUGAAGACGACAGCCAGUUGUCCUCCUUCACUAGCCCAGACAGACCCUUACUGGCCCGGCACGAAUACCUGCAAAGUCAUCCCUUCUCAGCAGUUGCCGCUUCACCAGGACACUUGAGCCAUCCUGGCCUCCCUCUACCACAAAUGCCCAUCAGGCGUUGACAUCCCACAUCCACUUUUCAUGAUGACAUCCGCACUACCAGUCAAAAGUUUGAAGGGUAGUGCCACUGAUGCACACACAACGCUCGGGCCGAGAGAUGAGAAUAUCGUGGUCCAGUGUGUCGGAAACAGCGGUAAGGUCCUAAAGAAAAAAGAAAAGUCUUGUCUCCGGUUAUCAGUCGCUAAAAACUCUUCAUCAG
This is a messenger RNA of Hippocampus comes (tiger tail seahorse), 1175 nucleotides long. It is a transcript of the gene lhx6b, whose product is annotated as LIM homeobox 6b. Bases 1 to 978 code for a protein of 325 amino acids. Gene Ontology annotation, molecular function: RNA polymerase II transcription regulatory region sequence-specific DNA binding; DNA-binding transcription factor activity, RNA polymerase II-specific. Gene Ontology annotation, biological process: neuron differentiation; forebrain neuron development; regulation of transcription by RNA polymerase II. The record is from RefSeq and is a predicted model, not a curated record. The transcript is spliced from 8 exons. Gene Ontology annotation, cellular component: nucleus. Lineage: Eukaryota; Metazoa; Chordata; Actinopteri; Syngnathiformes; Syngnathidae.